GUCGAUUUUUGUCUGUGUUGCAAAAAAGGUUGUAGAGAAAAGAAACGGGAAAUUUUCGAAGUGGUUCCAUUUUCGCGUAUCGGGCGGACAAAUCGCAGCAAUUUACCGUCGAGACGUUGCUAAAAAUCCGCGGAAACGUAGUGCGAACGGUUUGAUGUGUGGCACGGUUGGAUUACGGUGUUUUCCAGUGGAUAAAUUGCGAAAGAAUCUACGGCAGCUAGAGCUAAAGUGAAGAAGUUAUGGGCAGAAUAGCCCUGAGAGAGAGAAACAGAGAAGCCAACCAAGGAGUAAUAAUUGAAAAGUGAAUAGGUAGAAGAUACAGGCUCUCGGAACGAACGAGUGUGUGAGAAAGUGUUGUAAUGCAUCUAGUGAAAUUUGUUUUUCCUCAUCAUCGUCAUCAACAACAUCAACGUCGUCAUUGCCCUGCAGUCGGAGUCCCCGAGUUGGUCUGCUGUUUUGGUCAGCGGAAAAAAUAGACGUCCUACGUGGUUCCAUUAUUGCGUGGUGCUGACGCUAGAACAUACACAGCAUAGCAUAGAGGAGACCCCACAGGAAGAAGGUGCUUCCGGAAUCAAUCGUUGCGACCGAGCAGUUCGUGGCCAGCAUCGGCUGGGGGCUCUAGGGUAGAGGAUGAUCGUACAGGAACCAGUGCAGGCUGCAAUAUGGCACUGCCUGAACCACUACGACUAUCAGGAUGCGAUCUUCCUGGCGGAACGACUGUGUGCCGAAGUGGAGUCCGAGGAGAGUUUAUUCCUAUUAGCGACCUGUUACUACCGGGCCGGCCAGAAGCAUCAGGCCCACUGGCUACUGUCGUCCAAAAGUGUUCGCUCGACGCAGUGUCGGUUUCUCCUCUCCAAGUGUGCCUUCGAUCUGAAGCAAUACUCAGAAGCGGAGCACACGUUGAUCAAUGAUGAUCAUCUUAGGGUACGGCACAUGGACGAGGUGGCCAAAGAGUUCGGUGACAUCGGUUGUUUCGCUUUGGAGCUGAUAUCCAAGAUCUGCCAGAAGACUGAACGAGCAAAUCUGGCAAACGAUGCCAGUAGAAAGGCCGUCAAGUUGAAUCCCUUCCUGUGGCAAUCUUUUGCCGAUCUGUGCAACCGAGGGGAGAAACCGGAUCCGAACAGUGUGUUCCAGUUAACCAGCACCGAUGUGUUUGCAACUAGUCAAGCCACGAAUCCGGCAAUGAACUCGUCGAUGGUGUGGUUCGGAAAUGGAACUGGGGGAGGGACAGGUGGUGGUGGAGGAGGAGGAACGUUUAUUGCAUCGGAUAGUAUAGAGCAGCACUUGGUCAGCACACCAGAUCAGGUUUCACAGUGUCUAAUACAAAAUAUAAUCAACACACCAAAUAAUCCUCCGCAGCAACAAGCACAGGGUCAAAAUAUUAGCAGUUUAGCAAAUAUGAGAAUGGGAGGAGGUAAUCUGAAUUCUAGUGGGGUAGUGCCUGAAGAUCAGACGCCCAACGUGGGUGGAGAUGUUGGAACGCCCUUCCGGAAGCAGCAGUUCAAAUACCUGGCUGCGAUGAGUCCCUCAACUCCCAGCUUUGGAGUCCUACCAAUUAUGAACAGCCCAAUUUUACACGACCAGUCUGCGUUAAUAAUGACACCUUCACCACAGCAGCUUUCCUCGGCUACGGGAUAUCAGCAGCAAAGCCAGCAACAACAGAUAUCAGUACAGCAACAGGUCGGUCAGCAACAGCAGCAAAUCAUCGCCGAAAGCGAUCAGCAAAAGAUGGCUUUGUCGAGUAGUAAUAAGAAGAUGCGAGGACAUCACAAUUUAGGCACGAUGGGGAUCAUAAUCAAUCGCAAGAGUGAUACCACGGCAUCUCCCAUGCUCCUGCAACAACAGAGCACGAACACAAAGCCAAAUGUGUUUAGUCAGACAGGAAACCAAAUGACGACGCCGCGGACACCGAACACAACUGGGGCUCCGAUCUUGACAUCCCAAUACGUUCGCCGAAGUUCCCGCCUUUUCAGUAACAGUAAUUGCUCCGUCAAAGAGAAUACCAAAAGUCCCCAAUUGAACAAUAAGUUUGUGGCCCCUCGGUCGCCACCGCGCAAGUCGAAGCAGCGAAUCUCAAAGAACCUGAACAGCAGUACGGCAAACCUGCUGGAGAAUGUCGAACGGAAGUCUUCCACCGGUGGCGACGGGAAGGAGAAGAUCGAAACCAUCACUUCUAGCGAGACGCUUAGCGAAAAGGUGUUCAUCAACAAUAGCAUAAACAGUGCGCAAAAGAUGGCCCAGCAGGUACUGGCAAUGAAGAAGCAAAGUGCCGAUGGCCUGAUGACGCUGCUGCGGGAACUAGGCCAGGGAUACCUCCGGUUACAGAGCUACGACUGUGAGAAGGCGAUCGAGCAUUUCAGUAACGUUCCACCCCAUCACUACAACAGUAGUUGGGUGCAGAGUAUGAUAGCGUUGGCACAUCACGAGAUGCGGGAGUACGAAUCGGCGGUCAACAUCUUCCGGGAGAUACACGACAAAGAACCGCACCGGUUGCAGUACAUGGAGAUCUACAGUACGGACUUGUGGCACCUGCAGAAGGACGUGGUUCUGUCGGCGCUGGCUCAGGACCUGAUGGCGCAGGACAAGAGCUCACCGAUUACGUGGUGCGUCGCUGGGAAUUGUUUCUCAGCCCACAAGGAACAUGAGACGGCAAUCAAGUUCUUCUUUCGUGCAAUACAGGUGGAUGAGGACUUCGCGUACAGCUAUACUCUGCUAGGUCACGAGCUAGUUAUGACCGAGGAGCUCGAAAAGGCCCUCUCGAUGUACCGGUAUGCUCUCCUGCGGGACUCGCGGCACUAUAAUGCCUGGUUCGGCAUCGGGACCAUCUACAGCAAGCAGGAGCGGUACGAACUGGCGGAGCUGCACUACCGCAAGGCGUUGACGAUCAAUCCGAAGAACUCGGUGAUUAUGGUUCACAUUGGCGCCAUGCAGUUCUUCCUAAGGAAGUCAGAACAGGCUUUGCGAACGCUGAAUGCCGCCAUUGCACUGGAUCCGAAGAACCCGCUGUGCAAGUUCCACCGGGGAUCGAUGUAUUUCUCGAUGGGUCGAUAUCAGGAGGCGUUGAAUCAGCUGGAAGAGUUGAAGCAGAUCGUGCCAAAGGAAGCGGUAGUAUACUACGUAAUGGGCAAGAUCUACAAGAAGCUUGGAAACGUAGAUCUUGCACUGAUGCACCUGAGCUGGGCGACUGAUUUGGGUUCGAAGGGGGCAAACAAUCAGAUUAAGGAUAAUUUCGAUUCCAUCAUGCGAACGCAGGACGGCGGAUCAGGCACGUUAGGAGCGACGAGGUCGGGCGCUGCCGGGACGACGGGAUCAACCACCGAAGGAACGGACGGAGGUGGAUUGGAAGGAGUCGGCCUUGGCGAAGCGGACAUUGGCAGCAGCAGUGCGGAUCCGGACUAUUCGGUCGGCGGGGAGCAGGCCUCUAGCGACGACUCAACGGCCAAUGCACGGAACGAAUCGCUGGACGUUUUCAGUGGAAACCUGUACGAUAGUGAUAGUUACUAGAACAAACCUUGGAUCGCCUUUUGGUUCGUUUCGUUAGUCCACUUUUAGGCCCUUCGAAGUCGAUAUAGCUCUAUGUGUGUUUUGUAUUAUAGGUCGUCUGCCGAUAUGUUCCAGGCUCUUACUUUAUAAUUUAGUGCUUGUUGUGGCAAAAAAAUUGAAGAUCCUAGCCGGUGUUGGCUCUGGAUCUGGUACUGUACUAGCAAAUGAACUCCUCCUCCCCGUAUAAAUAUAAUCUUCCCUUCAGAGUCCAACAGUGUAUAGAGUAAUUGUAACAAAAUAACACAAUACAAUUGAACAACCGAACAAAAGUCCGCUCCAAACCCACCAACUCACGAAUCACAGUCGCAAUAGACCAAAAGUAUAGAUUGCGAGGGAAUUCUUUCAAGUAAAAUUGUUUGGUUGUCUGAAGUCUUGUUCCGCAUUUGAAGUAGAAUCGCAACCUCCAAUAAUUCGUGGGAUACGAACCUUGGUAGAGAGCCGGACGUAGUGUCGUCGUCAUAGCCGCGCGAUAAAUCUUACUUUACGAGGAAAAGGAGCGUCACAAGCGAUGCACACACAUACAUACUAAAUUGACUGACUGACUGGUUGAUAGUUAGUAAAUCAAAGAAAGAAAAACGGAAAUGGAAUGGAACGAUGGAGUCGUAAGCUCUGACUGAUCUGGGCAGAGGAAUGUUUGAGUGUGUUUGAAAGGAAGAAAAAAAAAAUACGCAGAUAGGAUGGUUAUAAAACAAAUUAAAUGGAAAUAAAUAGGCCGUUUGUAUGAAUUAUUUAAA
Molecule: messenger RNA, 4277 nt
Organism: Aedes aegypti (yellow fever mosquito)
Lineage: Eukaryota; Metazoa; Arthropoda; Insecta; Diptera; Culicidae
Gene: Cdc27
Product: cell division cycle protein 27 homolog
Exons: 7
Coding region: 631-3504 (957 amino acids)
Biological process (GO): cell division
Molecular function (GO): protein binding
Source: RefSeq, a predicted model, not a curated record